Messenger RNA from Lathyrus oleraceus (garden pea), 2846 nucleotides. RefSeq names its product homeobox-leucine zipper protein ROC6. The record is from RefSeq and is a predicted model, not a curated record. The transcript has 10 exons. Gene Ontology annotation, biological process: regulation of DNA-templated transcription. Lineage: Eukaryota; Viridiplantae; Streptophyta; Magnoliopsida; Fabales; Fabaceae. Bases 367 to 2631 code for a protein of 754 amino acids. Gene Ontology annotation, molecular function: DNA-binding transcription factor activity, RNA polymerase II-specific; lipid binding; DNA binding.
CUGACGAAAUCAAGUGUUGGAAUAUUAGAGAGAGAAACACUUAUUCUAUAUACGAUAUAUAGAGAGAAACUGCAUGCCUUUGUGAUUGUAGAGAAAAAAGAAAAAAAAGAUUAUUUUUUCGGAAUGGGUUUUGGGCUUUAAUCAAAAGGGUCAAUUAUUUUUCUUAUAUAAAACCCAUUAGUUUUAGAGAAAUUGAAAAAUAAUUUGAAAGUUGAAAAAACUUGAAACAAUUUGACUUUCUGAUUACAACCUUGGACAGUCUUUAUCCCAGAGAGACAGUGUUACUGUGUUUGGAGAAGGAUCUGAACAUUGUUUUUUCUUAAAAAAUACAACUUUCUUGCAGUGUCCAAGUAAAAGCAAAGGAGAAUGGAAAGGAAUGGUCAGAUGGGUUUGAUUGGAGAGAGUUUUGAGGCUGGUUUGAUAGGGAGGAUGAGGGAAGACGAGUACGAAAGCAGGUCGGGAAGUGACAACUUUGACGGCGGCUCUGGCGAUGAACUCGAUGCUGGCGAUGAUCAGCCACGGAGCAAGAAGAAGAAAUAUCAUCGACACAGUCCUCAACAAAUUCAGGAGCUCGAAAACUUCUUCAAGGAGUGUCCUCACCCCGAUGAGAAGCAAAGAUCUGAUCUUAGCAGGAAGCUCGGCUUGGAGAUCAAGCAAGUGAAGUUCUGGUUUCAGAACCGGCGAACUCAGAUGAAGACACAAUUGGAACGCCAUGAGAACAUGCUUCUGAGGCAGGAAAAUGAGAAGCUCCGGGCGGAGAACAGUUUGAUGAAAGACGCGAUGGCAAAUCCAACAUGCAGCAACUGCGGCGGUCCAGCAAUUCCAGGACAAAUUUCAAUGGAGGAACACCAGAUAAGAAUUGAGAAUGCUCGGUUGAAGGAGGAGUUGGGCCGAGUCUGUACCUUGUCCAACAAGUUUCUCGGCCGCCCACUCUCGGCACUGGCCUCCAUGACUAUGCAGACUCAGAAUUCGGGUCUUGAGUUUGGCAUGGGAAGGAACGGCAUUGUUGGUUCAAGCAAUUUCAACAUGUCACUUCCGAUGGGAUUUGAUAUGGGAGACGGGGUUAUGGGAACUCCACCCCCAUAUCCUGGAUCUCGAACACCGAUGGGAAUGAUGGGAAAUGAUGCUCAUCAGGAGAGAUCUAUGCUUCUUGAACUUGCAUAUGCUGCUAUGGACGAACUGAUCAAGAUGUCUCAGCCUGAUUCCUCUCUCUGGAUUAAGGUUUCAGAUGGCACGAAGGAAGUACUUAAUCAUGAGGAGUACUCCAGGAUUGGUUCUCCCUUUAACGAUCCAAAACCAAAUGGUUUUGUAACUGAAGCUUCAAGAGAAAUUGGAGUGUUAAUCAUCAGCAGUGCAGACCUUGUGGAAACAAUGCUGGAUGUGGAUCGUUGGUCAGAGAUGUUUCCGUGUAUGAUUGCUCGAGCGCAUACCUUGGAAGUUAUAUCUAAUGGAACGGAUGGAAGCAGAAAUGGAUUUAUGCAAGUGAUGCAAGCUGAGCUUCAAUUGCCUUCUCCAUUAGUCCCUGUGCGACAAUAUACCUUCCUAAGGUAUUCCAAGAAGCAUGCCGAAGGUGUCUGGGUUGUGGUUGAUGUUUCGAUCGACAUCGGCCGUAAUGCUGCCAAUGGAAGCCCUUUCAUGAGCUGCAGGAGACUUCCUUCUGGAUGCAUUUUGCAGGAUAUGCCCAAUGGUUUAUGCCAGAUUACUUUGGUUGAUCACUCUCAAUACGAUGAGAGUGUCGUCCACCAAAACUUCCGGCCAUUGGUUAAUUCUGGCAUCGCGUUUGGUGCUCAUAGAUGGGUUGCAACUCUCCAGAGGCAGUGUGAAUCACUUGCAAUCGUCAUGUCUGCUGCACCAACCGAAGACCCCACAGCCGUAAGCCCAGCAGGAAAGAAAAGCAUGUUGAAGCUCGCACAGCGGAUGUCUGAUUACUUCUUGUCUGGAAUUUGUCUUUCGUCGGCUUGCAAUUGGGAUGUCCUUCAUAUUGGUAAUAUAGGAAACAGUGACAUGAAAAUCAUGUCUCGGAAACAUAUGGAUGGCCCUGUUGAAUGCAUUGUGCUAAGUGCUUCAACUUCUGUUUGGAUGCCGGUGUCACGCCAAAGGGUGUUUGAUUUCCUCAUUGAGGCACGGUUGAGAAGCGAGUGGGAUUCUCUGUCCAAUGGUGAAACCAUGCAGGAGAUGGUUCACAUUGCUAAAGGUCAAGCUCUUGGAAAUUCCGUUUCUAUCCUCCGUGCCAGUAAUGCUGUUGGUAAUGGAAAUGAGGAUAUGCUAUACCUACAAGAUUCAUGGACUGAUAGCUCUGGCUCGAUGAUCGUGUAUUCUCCAGUCAGUUUGCAAUCCUUGAACGUGGUGAUGGGCGGUGGAGAUUCUUCAUUUGUUGCUCUUCUGCCUUCUGGCUUUUCAAUUCUUCCAGAUGGCCACUCAAACAGCAACAAUAUUGUCGGAGGUUCAAGUGAUGGAAGCGGCAACUUCGGCGGAGAGAAUGACAACAGCGGAUGCUUGCUGACAGUUGGAUUACAAAUGUUGCUGAAGAACCCUCAGACAGGCAAGAUGACAAAGGAGACGGUUGAUACUGUUAAUUCGCUCAUCGCAGGCACCAUUGAGAAGGUCAAAGAUGCUCUUGGAGUUGCAUGAUGAAGAGUAGUUUUGAUAGUAAUAAAUAAGAAUAAGAAUAAGAAUAUACCCUUUUUAUUUCUUGAAAUAUUUGGUUAUUUUUUCUAAUAUUUUGGAUGUCUAGGGGAUUUUAUGUUGUUUAUGUUUUACUUUGCUUGUAGGUAAAGUGAAUAAUAUUGCAUGACUUUGUUGCUUAUAUUGAAUGUGUUUAUAUUAUAUUCGAAUAAUUUGGUUAA